Messenger RNA from Physella acuta, 1121 nucleotides. RefSeq lists its product as uncharacterized. NCBI's taxonomy places the organism in Eukaryota, Metazoa, Mollusca, Gastropoda, Physidae. The record is from RefSeq and is a predicted model, not a curated record.
AAAUUAAACUAUUUAAAAAAAUAAUUGUGAGUUUAAGAAAAGUAGUAAUAUAUUAUUUCUUGAAUGGAAGUGUUUUUAUAAAAAAAAAUUAAGGACUAAGUGAGAGUAUUUCUAGUGGACGUCCCUAACUUCAGCAUGGACUCAGACGUCCAUAUUGUACGCGCCAUACUGCGCCAAAACGAGUUCUUGUUGCGGCGUCAUUUGGUGCUAUCAAAAACUGUUCUGGACAAUCUUAGAACCACCGGCCUCAUCACUGACGUCACGCGUAGGAAGAUAUUGCUGGAGCCAGCCCACAAGCAGGUGCCAGUCCUUCUCGGCUGUCUGGAGAACAAAGGGAUCCCGUCCUUGAGGAAAUUCUUGGAGGUGUUGCGUAACACUGGUCACGGAUGGAUGGUGGAGCAUAUACUGGAUACAGAUAUUAGCAUGGGAGGAGGGAAAGGAAGGAGCACAGACGACAUCGGAUACAGGGACCGUCACCAGCCCACCUUCACCAGACCCCACCCCCAGAUCGCCGACUACUUCAGCAAGCGGACACGGCUCGACGUGGCGAGGCCGGACAACCGGAAGAGUGUGACGGCGGGGCUGGGCUACCAGCCGGACGCCGGCAUGUCGCUGGGAUCUUUGUUGAAAGCCAGAGAGCCCGUGGAUAUGCCAGAAACAGCCACAAGGGGGAUCAUCAAUGCCAGGACGUUGUUCGCUGAUCCCAUGGCCGGCGGUGUUUAUCCCUCUCAGCCCGGGUUACUUCCGGGUCUCCCAGCAUAUGCUAAUCACCCAGUUCACUACCCAAGGUCAAGGGAAGAAAUCCCAAUAACCUUGUAUGGCUUAAAUCAGGCCUUUUCCGACCAGGACCAGAAGAACCAACAAGCCUUGUCCGUGCUGCAACAGGAAGAAGUAGCCAUCCGGCAGCUGAUGCAGCAGAACGCGCGCGACCAGGGCAACGUCCGGCGGAAGCAGGCGGCCGUGCAGGACAUCGUCCACAGGCUCAAGGACAUCCACAACCGCGCCAAGGACGUGUACGAACCGUCGCCGAACCCGAACAUUGGGCGCUACCGGCUGGCACAGCUGAACCAGAUCCCUUGGUCGAUAGACAAUUGAGACUUAGUCACAUUAGAGAUGAGACU